Messenger RNA from Solanum stenotomum, 654 nucleotides. RefSeq lists its product as uncharacterized. Gene Ontology annotation, cellular component: RNA polymerase II transcription regulator complex. Gene Ontology annotation, molecular function: DNA-binding transcription factor activity, RNA polymerase II-specific; RNA polymerase II transcription regulatory region sequence-specific DNA binding; protein dimerization activity. Bases 1 to 654 code for a protein of 217 amino acids. Lineage: Eukaryota; Viridiplantae; Streptophyta; Magnoliopsida; Solanales; Solanaceae. The transcript is spliced from 3 exons. The record is from RefSeq and is a predicted model, not a curated record. Gene Ontology annotation, biological process: regulation of transcription by RNA polymerase II.
AUGGAAAAUUGCUUGAGAAAUAAAUCAGUUCCAAAAUUGGAAAGAAAAUAUUUGGAGAGAAAUAGAAGGAAUCAUAUGAAGAAUCUAUGUUAUCAGCUUCAAUCCAUGCUCCCUACUUAUGCCUCUAACUCUAAGAAAACAACAAUGACAAUGACAGAUCAAAUAGAUGCAGCAGUGAAUUACAUAGAAAACUUGAAAAUGAAUUUGGAGAUGAACAAUAAGCACUUGGAAGAAUUGAAAAUGGGCCUAAAGAGGGCCCAAUCACUCAAUCCAACUAAUGAGCCCGGCCCAAGCACCAAGUCACCAUCUCAUAUUGAAUUCCAUCAAAUGGACCCAAACAUGGUCAUGGUUUUAAUAACUGGCCUUAAUAAUAUAGCCACUUUUAAUAACAUCAUUCGAUUAUGCCAUGAGGAAGGUGUUGAAGUUGUGUCUACAAGCUUUCAACUCAAUGGAAACUCUACACUGCAAAUUUCUCAUGAAACUAAGAUCAAUACAAGUUCAACAAUGGAAUUUGGAGCUACAACUUUGUAUGAUAAAAUGAAGGAAUUGAUUUAUGGACCAUCUUGCAACAAUGCUACAAGAUCUAAUAUACAUUUUUGGGACUACAUAGUUGAAUCUGAAUGGUUAGGAUUUGAUGUAUCGGAGUUAUUAUGA